GGAGGCGCUCCGGGGAAGUGGCACGAGGACCGGAGGAAGUUUUGUCGCGCGCGUGUUUGUGUGUGAGAGAGAGAGUGUGUGUUUGCACGCGGGGAAUACAGAAGCGAAGCCCGGAGAGACGCGGCGGAGGCGGGUCGAAGUGAAGCAGCUGCCGGGAGCAGAGCGGAGCUCCGAGGCGCCGCAGGAGCGCAGAGCCGGGAGACGCGUCUGCCGUGCGAGAGCGAAGCUCCUUCCUCUUCUUCUUUCCCGGGACCCUCGCCUUCGGCCAGCCGCCCUUUCGAUGUGGGACGCGGUCGUUCUGCUCUCGCCAGGCUGAAAUCCUCCCGGGUCAGGACCUCCGUCAUGGCAGCCGUCCUCCUCGGCCUGCUGCUCUUCGCCAUGCAGUCCCCGCCCCUCCCCUCCUGGCCCGUGUCGGACGGGGGGCCGUCCUCGCCUCCCGCCGCCGCCGACAACGGGACCGCCGGCCACGCCAACGGGACCCUGCAGCAGCUGCCCCAGAUCAUCAUCAUCGGCGUGCGGAAGGGCGGCACCAGGGCGCUGAUCGAGAUGCUGAGCCUGCACAGCGCGGUGGCGGCGGCGCAGAACGAGGUGCACUUCUUCGACUGGGAGAGCCACUUCCAGAGGGGGCUGCCCUGGUACCUCAGCCAGAUGCCCUACGCCCUGCCCCACCAGCUGACGGUGGAGAAGACGCCGGCCUACUUCACCGCCGGCAAGGUGCCCCGGCGCAUCCACCAGAUGAACCCGGACGUCAAGCUGCUGCUGAUCCUGCGGGACCCGACGGAGCGCGUGCUCUCCGACUACACCCAGGUCUUCUACAACCGCCUGCAGAAGCACAAGCGCUACCAGCCCAUCGAGUCGGUGCUGGUGAAGGACGGGGACAUCAACCUGGGCUACAAGGCCCUCAACCGCAGCCUCUACUACCUGCACAUGCAGAACUGGCUGCAGUACUUCCCCCUGGACAACAUCCACGUGGUGGACGGGGACCAGCUGAUCCGGGACCCCUUCCCCGAGAUGAGGAAGGUGGAGCGCUUCCUCAAGCUGGAGCCGCAGAUCAACGCCUCCAAUUUUUACUUCAACAAAACGAAGGGAUUCUACUGCUUGAGGGACCACGGGCGGGAGCGGUGUUUACAUGACUCCAAGGGCAGGGCUCACCCCCACGUGGCGCCCGCCAUCCUGCAGAAGCUCUACCAGUUCUUUCACGAACCCAACAAGAAGUUCUUUGAGCUGGUGGGUCGAACAUUCGACUGGAAGUGACCCCGGGGGCUUUAGAGACGCUCUGGGGAUCAUGGCCCCUCACUAACAAUGAAUGAAGAUGAAGCUAAUGUAAAUGUAGGUCUAUUUUUGUACUAGUGCGUUUGUUACAGGCGUAUUUUGGAGCCAAAUGCGAGAGCAGCCUGCAGUUCGUGGCAGUCGCUGUGGUUUCAUGGCUCAUAAGUUCAUCAAGGUUUAUUUACGUAACAACAGCUUCAGAGAAAACCCCAGAGAGAUCUCACAUGAGCAAGCGUAUCGGACAGUGGAGAGGAUGAAACCUCCAGCAGAUCGGUUGGGGUUAAAGGGCGGUGUAGUCCCUUCAAGGUGGAUAUACGAUCGAAUUUUACCUUCUUUUAAAGCAAUCCAGAAAAGCCAUUUUCUAGAAACAGUAGAACUGGAAUUAGUGAAAAUCAGUUCAUAGUAUUUGCUCGUUGUCACAUAUUUCCCUGCCAGUAGCAUAUGCUUGUCUCAGAGAUUAAGCCAUGCAAGUCUAAGUACGCCCGGCCGGCACAGCGAAGCUGCGAGUGGCUCAUUAAACCCCCCAUCCUCUGCCAGUCAGAGGCAGAGGAUGGGGGGGUUGUGGCUUCGUCGUCAAUCUGGCUCAUAGAUACUCGGAUUUGGAAGCGGUUAUUUCCAAUCCUGACUGAAUGAUAGGUGGGUGUGCCCUGGACUGCACCACUGGUUUUGAGAAAAGUCGAAAAACCCAGACAAGGAAACAGCUGACAUCGAAAUUCCAGGAAGAGGCGGAGUCCUGGUAAUCCUGACGGCGUCGCUCGUCCAACUGAUCAAAAAUCUUUUAAAAAUGUUCAGUGGAUAAAAGCUUUUAAAAGAAACUCAACAAGCUGGAUUAAUUUCACUGCUGCUGCCGUUCAGGGUGAAGCCGGACGUGGCUCACAGUGCAAAGCAUCAUGGGAUCAAUCCUAUGACUGAUCAGUUAAGCGAUUGUUCACUGUAGCAAUCUGAUCAGAAAGAAUUGAGGAAACGAGCAUGUAAGCCCAGCUCCAGUUCAUUUUCCUCCUGUUUUGUCUCUCAGCACUCGACUUGUCACCACGGAGCCUGUUUAUGCCUGUUUUCAUUUUUAAUCAGGCUUAUUUCCUCUCAUACAUAAAACAGGACGCCGCCAUCAGCUGCACUUCCACUUCUGAAGGACCUUUUACCUGCUGCUAUGAUUUCCUCCGUCACUUUCAGGCACAUAUUGAAUUUGUCCUCUUGUCGCUCUCGUGUUUCUUCAUCAGCUAUAGAAGCGCCGUGUGCGUUCAUUACUGAUUGUUACGCUGUAAAUGUACAUUUUUUUUAAUUGAAGAAUUAAUACCUUAAUAAAGAU
Messenger RNA from Salarias fasciatus (jewelled blenny), 2575 nucleotides. RefSeq names its product heparan sulfate (glucosamine) 3-O-sulfotransferase 1 (gene hs3st1). Gene Ontology annotation, molecular function: [heparan sulfate]-glucosamine 3-sulfotransferase activity. The coding region runs from base 343 to 1254 and encodes 303 amino acids. The transcript is spliced from 2 exons. Lineage: Eukaryota; Metazoa; Chordata; Actinopteri; Blenniiformes; Blenniidae. The record is from RefSeq and is a predicted model, not a curated record.